AUGCAGUUAGAAUUUCAUGAGGAAUCAAUUGAUGACAUGUACUCCAAGUGCAAAGAUGAGAUGACGAACAGAGUCUUUGACAAGUACUCAGAAGAACUGACAAACUACGGAUAUGGAACUCAUUGGGACAAUGAAAGCAAGAUAAAAAAACGUGAUAUUCUGACCCAACAGGAACUGCAAGCAAUUCGUGUCUACACCGAACAUAAAAACGGAGUGUAUAAAGAAUUUAAUGUUGCUGUCAGGACAGGUAGAAACAUGUAUGGUACUUCAUUUAAGUUCCACAUUUUGUAUUACCUACUUACGUCAGUUGUGCAGAAAUUAAAAACAGUAGACAAAAACAAAUGCUAUACUACUUACAGACGAAACUCAGUUCCAUUUGAACAAAUGGCAUAUAAUAUGCGAUUCGGUAGCUUUGUAUCCAGCUCUCUGACACACAGCCAGUCGGCGUAUGGAACUGAGUCGUGCUUUAAAAGCAAAACCUGCCAUGGUGCUGUAAUAGAAGACUAUUCAGCUCAUCCUGAAGAGAAAGAAGUGCUUAUACCACCCUAA
Molecule: messenger RNA, 549 nt
Organism: Poeciliopsis prolifica (blackstripe livebearer)
Lineage: Eukaryota; Metazoa; Chordata; Actinopteri; Cyprinodontiformes; Poeciliidae
Product: ecto-ADP-ribosyltransferase 5-like
Exons: 1
Coding region: 1-549 (182 amino acids)
Molecular function (GO): NAD+-protein-arginine ADP-ribosyltransferase activity; NAD+ poly-ADP-ribosyltransferase activity
Source: RefSeq, a predicted model, not a curated record